AUGGGAGUUGGAGUCGGAAUGGAUUCAAUACUUCCUGCUUGGAGAAGGGAGAGUAAGAAGUUUCGGCUGUGGACUAAAGAGUUGUUCGGCUGGCAAAUUGUUUCUCCUCGAGGAGACAGAAGUAAACGCAGAGACAGAAUGUCUGUGAUGGAACGUGGAGCCAUCCGGCCCAUUACAGCAGUGGCAUGGACCUCUAACACCAGCACAUGCCCUAAAGAUUUCAACUUGAUCAGCAUCACAGAAGAUGGAUCAGCUGCAAAUUUUACUCGCAGCUUUGGCAUGAAGUCUGGAUAUUACCUCUGUUACAGCAAGGACCUGGCUGGUGGUAUGGUGGUGUCAGACGUUCAGCUUAUUUCAGACAAGGACUCCAUCCCUCAUGGUUACUGUUAUAUAGCAGAGCACCUUGAACCAAAGGCCUCUGUUUGGAAGAAGAAACGUGUUUGUGUACGUGUCGUCCCAGUCGGCAGUGUGGACACAGCUGUGUUAGACAUCAAACUGACGGCCAAAAGCAAAAUGAUGCUGCAGCACUACACAUAUGUGGGAGACAUCCAUGGCUAUGUACUGUGGUGCAGAAAGGGUUACUUUACAACCCCCAUUCCCCAAGCUAAGCCCCGCAGCGUCAGCCUGGAUAUCCGCAAACUCUCAUUGGAGACGCCAUCUGCUCCCAUGCCCCUCAGACCCAGCAACCCUCCUCCUCCACUGCCACCACAACAUAAAAUAAGUCAGAGGCGUCGCAGCCUUCACACAAAAGACAACCUAGACAAGCCUGCUGACAGCAGCAUCCAGGGAAUCACAGCUCUAGACGGAGUUCCUUUCAGCCUUCACCCAAAGUUUGACCUCCACACAAACAACACGGCUCUUCAGCUGAACUCUCAGUUAAAAAACAUUCAAAUCAAAUCUCUGCAAGACAUUGAAAAUGAGUAUAACUACACUUUUGCUGUGGAGGAAAAUGCUGCCAAGAGGACCAGACCAUCAGUGCCAACAGGAGGCACGGCAUCAGAUCAGUGACUGUGACAAAGUAGCAUUGUUAUACCUCUGCAUAUUGCUUUAUUAAGAGACAUUUAACUUAUCAUCUUACAUCAUGGCGUAGGUCAUUGGUUCCCAACCCACAGUUCGGACCCCCUGGGCAGGGCACAGUUUACUCAAAGGUCACAGGCUCUGCCUGCUCUGAUGUUUUCAUAAUUAGAUUUGUACACAAAACCUAAAAUCAUGGUAAAACACUUAUGGAAUAGUUCAUACAAAGGUCUUUUGAUAAGUAAUCAUGUGUAGACCUAUUAUCUUUGGGUUUUAUCAAUGAAACAACAAAAAUCAGUGUUGAUUAACAGCAAUGUAUCACUUUUCUUAUUCGUGUGAGUCAGUUUUUCUUGGAUACAGGUAGGGGGUCUCCAAGGUUAGAAAGGUUGGGGACCAGUGGCAUGGAUGAAGGAUGAUCCUGUCAGCAGUUUUCUAUAAUACUGGACUUUACUUAGAAUUAUAGGGAACAAAAAAAAGUCUGUUAAAAGGUCAAAGUAUCCAUUCCUUUUUUAUGUUAACAAUUAAGAUCUGUGCUUUAUGACCAUCCUAGUGUAUUCCUUAUCAAUCAAAACUGUAGUUUCAGUAUCUUAAGAGCCUUGGCUUGAAAAUAUGCAGCCUUUAACAUCUCACUGAAAUUAACAUGUAGCAAAUCCACAAAUCUACAAUGCAUGCUCUGUUAAAGGUUCCUCAUCUACAACAUUGAGAUCAGUCUCUACUUUAAUAUGCACAGCUUACAUCCUUAUUGUAUGUUUGAAUGUUUUAUAUUAUGAAGAUGCACUUACAGUUGAAGCAAUCAGUGCUACAUACCUUUACAUGUUUUAUUCCUGUAGCAGAGCCUUGAAAAUGACUGUAAAUAAAUGAACAUCACUGCAAAUGUAAAGAUGACCUCACUAGUUACACUAACAUAUCUAAAUGUAGGUUGUAGGGUGCUCCUUUUGUGAAGUGUUGCUUACUAUCAGGUUUGUACUAUUGCCAAAGAUUAUUUAUCCUUUUAUUGUGGGAAUGGGAGAAGGAUGUGGUUUUGCUUGUGUUUGUCAUGUUGGUUAAGGGGAGACAAUCUUUUUUUGUCCACUCAGGCAGAAUAAAGGCAAAAUAUUUAUCUAAAUCAUUAUACACUUUAUAAGUUUUCUAUUUUUAUGCUUUUUAUAGUAAACUUUUAUUGCAUGGAGAAAUAAAAUAUUAUGAAACACUUUUUUGUCUGUAAU
This is a messenger RNA of Cheilinus undulatus (humphead wrasse), 2219 nucleotides long. RefSeq names its product multivesicular body subunit 12A (gene mvb12a). Bases 1 to 1008 code for a protein of 335 amino acids. The transcript is spliced from 10 exons. The record is from RefSeq and is a predicted model, not a curated record. Gene Ontology annotation, cellular component: ESCRT I complex; cytosol. Lineage: Eukaryota; Metazoa; Chordata; Actinopteri; Labriformes; Labridae. Gene Ontology annotation, biological process: regulation of epidermal growth factor receptor signaling pathway; endosome to lysosome transport via multivesicular body sorting pathway; receptor catabolic process.